This is a messenger RNA of Zootoca vivipara (common lizard), 3237 nucleotides long. RefSeq names its product UDP-N-acetylglucosamine pyrophosphorylase 1 like 1 (gene UAP1L1). The record is from RefSeq and is a predicted model, not a curated record. Gene Ontology annotation, biological process: UDP-N-acetylglucosamine biosynthetic process. Gene Ontology annotation, molecular function: UDP-N-acetylglucosamine diphosphorylase activity. NCBI's taxonomy places the organism in Eukaryota, Metazoa, Chordata, Lepidosauria, Squamata, Lacertidae.
GUGGCUGCAAUUUCCCCUAGCCUUUCCUCUCCUUCCUCCUGAGGCCUGACUCCCACCAGUUGCUUUUUAAAAGCUUGGUCGGUUGCAAAUUUGUCUUAUUUCCCGCUCCCUCUGGCCAAUGGAAGGGGAACCCUGCAUAGGUGGACGAGUGCACGCCUGAAAUCGGUGCACUCAGGCGAGGGGGGGGGGCGUGGAUUUGGAAGUGACACUGGUUUCCGUGCUGUGGUUGCAAGAGGGGAUCUUGCAAGUAACCGACCUCCACAGGCGGAACUUGGCGGAGGCGACGUUCCGUUUCUUCCCGGGGAACGUUCCACAAACUUUGGCGCGCGCGCUCCCCAGGGACAGUUUUGUCGUUGUUGCAAAUUGCAAAAAGACUCUCUUUCCCCUUUGCAAAAGCUCAGCAAGCAGCACAGAGAGGGAGGGUGAUGGCGUGCCUGGAAGAGGAGAUCCGGGCUCGGCUGGAGCGUGCCGGCCAGUCCCACUUGCUGCGCUUCUGGGGCGAGCUGGACCCGGCGCAGCGAGACUCGCUGCUGGAGGCGCUGGCGAAGCUGGACGCCGAGGAGCUGGGCGAGCAUUGCCGGAAGGCGGCGAAGGCCUGCGCGCAGGAGGAAGAGCCGCGCCAGGAGAGACUGGGCUGCCGGAUAGAGCCCGUCCCUCCAGAGUUCUUCGGCAGCGUCUGCAGGAGCGACCGGCGGACUUUGGAGCAGUGGGAGGAAGAGGGGCUCCGUAAGAUCUCCCAGAACAAGGUGGCCGUGCUCCUUCUGGCUGGAGGGCAAGGGACACGCCUCGGGGUGCCUUACCCUAAGGGCAUGUAUGAUGUGGGGCUGCCGAGCCGGAAGACCCUCUAUCAGAUCCAGGCAGAGCGGAUCCGCAGAGUGGAGCAGCUGGCUGGUGAUAAGUUUGGAACUCGCUGCACAGUCCCUUGGUACAUUAUGACCAGCGAGUUCACUUUGGGACCGACAGGGAAAUUCUUCCAGGAGCACAACUACUUUAACCUGGAGAAGUCCAACGUCGUCAUGUUUGAGCAGAGGAUGCUCCCAGCUGUGGCAUUUGAUGGGAAAGCGAUCUUGGAAGAGAAAGGCAGGAUUGCCAUGGCGCCAGAUGGCAAUGGCGGUUUGUACCGCGCCCUGAUGGACAACAAGAUCCUGGAGCACAUGGAGCAGUGUGGCAUCCAGUACAUCCAUGUCUACUGUGUGGACAACAUCCUUGUCAAAAUGGCAGAUCCUGUCUUCAUUGGUUUCUGUGUCUUGAAAGGGGCUGACUGCGGUGCUAAGGUAGUGGAAAAAGCCUACCCCACAGAGCCUGUUGGGGUGGUGUGCUCUGUGGACGGAGUAUAUCAGGUGGUGGAAUACAGUGAGAUCCCCUUGGAAACGGCACAGAGGAGAAAUGCGGAUGGCCGGUUGACAUACAGCGCUGGAAAUAUCUGCAAUCACUUCUUCAGUCUUGACUUCCUGAAGGCUGUCACAGAGAAGUUUGAGCCCUGCUUGAAACGCCAUGUGGCUGUCAAGAAAGUCCCUUUCGUCGACCAGGAGGGCAAUCGGGUGAAGCCGCUAAAACCCAACGGGAUAAAGCUGGAGAAGUUUGUGUUUGAUGUCUUCCAGUUUUCCAAGAAGUUCGUAGCCUUUGAGGUCCCGAGGGAAGAGGAGUUCUCGCCUUUGAAGAACUCCGAUGCGGCCGACAAAGACACUCCCACCACAGCUCGCCGGUCACUCCUCUGCCAGCACUACCGUUGGGCUGUGAAGGCAGGAGCUCGAUUUGUCAAUGGCAAUGGCCAGAGGAUACCUGAGGAACCAAGUUUAUCAGGAGAUGAUGACCCACCCGCUGUAUGUGAGAUUUCACCUCUAGUCUCUUACUUUGGGGAGGGACUAGAGAAGUACCUGAAAGCCAAAGACCUCCAGUCACCUUUUCUUCUCGAUGAAACCAAAGCAGAAACAUUAACAAGAGCUUGAAUGAAGACACAACUUGGAAGAUUCUCCUCUGCGACCACCUUUUUGCUUGACUGUUGCUUUAUAUUUAAGAAAAGAAUAAUUUUGAGAAACUAUCAGCCAAAAAUCUUCUAACUUUUCUUCUUCUGGGUUGGGGUUGUGCCUGGAGAGUGAUGAAGUCCUCUGUUUCUGCCCUUGUUUGUCCCGAUAGCAUUCUCUGCAACUUGCAAAGAGCUGUCUGAAAUAAGACCUGCCAUCCUUACUAUAGCUGAGAGGUCCCUUGUGUGUAAUGCUGAAAUUGGAGUUAUAGGUAAGGUAGCCAUGUUGGUCUGACGUAGUCGGAACAAAAUAAAAAAAUUCCUUCCAGUAGCACCUUAGAGACCAACUAAGUUUGUCCUUGGUAUGAGCUUUCAUGUACAUGCACACUUCUUCAGAUACACUGAAACAAAAGUCACCAGACCCUUAUAUAUAGUGAGAGGGUGGGGAGGGGUUUUACUCAGAAGGAUGGUGGGAAUGGGUGAUUGGCUGAAUUUUGUGCUGAAAUUGGAGGCAGUCUUGGGAAUUCUUUGCUGGUGUCAACACUCAAAGGAACCUGAGAGGCAGGAGAUAGCUGAGAGGAACCUCCAAAUAGCGCUGCACAUAUUCCAUACAUAUGAUUUAUCAAUGCAGGGUGAAGGGUCCCUGUAUUAUCUUGGAGUAUGACUCAGUGGCAGAACAAACAGGAGGACCCAUGUUUGAUUAUCAACAACUCUACUUAAGAGGAUGUUAGGUGGUAGGUCUGGAGAAAGCUCUCUGCUCCAGACCUUGGAGAUAAGCUUCCAGUGCAUAGCAAUCAGUGCUUACCUAAAUGUGCAUUUGCAAGAACUUUAUGCACUCAAAGUUAAAGGCAUUGUCUGUGUCCAAAAGCUCUUGCCUCAUCUUGGAAGUACUGCCCUUAUUGCAGAAGAGACAGGAUCUGAAUUGCAUCUAUUUUGGCAGUGCCAUUUUGAAUCUGGUGUGAAAGCUUCCCUCUUCGCAAAUCUUUGUUUUCUUUCUCCUUUUUAAUUGUUUUCUUUCUCCUUUUUAAUUAUCCCAAAACCGUCUUUUGAUACUGAUAAUGCCCUCCCUGAUCUGGUACCCUCUAGUUGUUUUAGGACACUACAGUUUCUCUAAUCUAUGACCAUGCUGACUGGGGCUGAUGGGAAUCCAACCAUAGCUGAAGUCGCCACAUUGGGGAAAGCUGCUUUAUACAUGUUCUGGAAGAAGGUGAUGAAAACCCUACAUUGCCGAUUUUGUAAUUUUCGCAUAUUAAAGGUGAUUUUUAAAGCCUUAA